Messenger RNA from Penicillium coprophilum, 624 nucleotides. RefSeq lists its product as uncharacterized. Lineage: Eukaryota; Fungi; Ascomycota; Eurotiomycetes; Eurotiales; Aspergillaceae. The transcript has a single exon. Bases 1 to 624 code for a protein of 207 amino acids. The record is from RefSeq and is a predicted model, not a curated record.
AUGCUACCCUUCCCGGGCCUCCACAACCUCUUCACCCCAGUUCCUGAUUAUCCCAUGCCACCGAUUCAACCACAGAAGGACGAGCUAGGUCUCUUUUAUGGCAAAUGCUAUCGCCUUCAAAACAACCAAAAGCAAAAGCUAGGCUACCAACAAGGCGCAUACUACCGGUAUGACGCAGACGAUAACCGGCGCCCAUUCCGCAUCUGCCGCUCCACUCGGGGUUCCUGCAAGCGUGAGCAAGACGACCAAAACGUGUACAAGAAUGACCGGUUUUAUCUCUGGGAUGGGCAUGGCUCGGCUUGGUCCAAGGGUCCGACCUGGAUUGGUUUCACUGGAGUGUUUUUGUAUCCGAAUAUUUACCGCGAUGUCGAGAAUUACAUUGCGCCGUUCAAGGCGCAUCAGAGUUGUGAUCGUGACUCUAUUCAGGGGGAUGAUCUGGAUGAGCAGAAGAACAAGUGUUUGCUUUGUGUGAAUUUGAAAAACAGCUACAACAACUACAAUGGGUUGGCAACAUACCCCACAGGAUAUGUUUACCAGACCGCGAAUCCGAGUGAUUGUGUUUAUUGGGUGUUCAAAGAGGUGGAUUGCCCGGAUGAUGAUUAUAUGGAGGAUGAGGAACUGUGA